AUGUCGGUGAACGAUCAACCCCCCUCUGUGGACGUAACAAUCUCCCUACGCGCAAGCCAACCUGCUGCGGACCUUCAGAGCCUGGACCAGCGAUUGAAGCACCUCUCAGACGACGUGCUGCCUCCUCACCCCUACCUCUUGACCCUCCCGACGAAGGUGCCAUUUCGCCUGGGUCCCCGCUCCGCGAACAAUUGGGCGGUAGGACAUGACCGGCCGUUCACCCCCGAGGAACAGGAGCUUCAAUACAUGACCUUUCUGACCCACAGUGAUACAGACUCAUUACUGAAGGCUGUUGGAGACUGGUCUGACGAGAAGGGGCGCAUGAUGGCCGACCGGUCCACGGCGCCGACGACCGCAGAAACCCCGAAAGACAACAUCGCCAGAAAGAAGAUUAGCUUGAACGACUACAAGAACCAAAAGAACAGCAGCCCUUCCCCGGCCGUUCAUGACCAGAAGAAUCGGGAAGGACGUUACCCGGCUACACGUGAGGAAGUACAGCAGACACCUAAGACUGGCCUUGUAAAAAAGAGCGACAAGGCCGAGCCACCUCAUUACCCUCCCAAAUCACAAUCGCAAGUCUCGCUUGAGAAGGGGCCCAAGAAACGACCGUCUACGUCUGAUCUCGAAACUGUCAGUUCCUCGGCGACCAGAGGCCAGGAUAUGCAUUCAUUCAAAAAGCGACGACUCUCUCCGGAGAAGGAGGUCCGCAGGGAUCCCACCCCAACCAAAUCCAAUUCACCGAGACUCCCCGCGCUUCUGUCCCCGACACUUCCUCCUACGGGACCUAAAUUACCCCGACUAUUAUCCCCCACACUCCCGCCAGAUGUUGAGAAAGAGCUGGCUCGGCUCGGAGAUCGUUCGCCGCCUCGUCACUCCCCUAAACGUGACACCAUAACAUCCAAACUGAAGCGAGACGAAGCAGCGCAGACCAGAACACCGAAUUCGACCAAUAGUGGCACAUUUUCAAGUCUACAGAAUGGUCGUAUGGGUGUUCUUCCCAAGGAAACUAAUCAGGAGAUGAUUGUCAGAUUGCGAUACGGGAAGGGCAACAAGAAACGGAUCGAAGCAUUACUUAAAUUCUCCGGUAAAAGGAAAUCUAAUCGGCCUGAAUCCCCGUCUAGGCAUGGCAUAGACCCAGAUGAGACCCCAGUGGAGAAAAAGAAGAAGGGGGAAAGCGGGUCCACGCGUGGGAAUGGUUCUUCUGAUCGACUAAAGCCUAAGAGCAAGCAUGAGGAAGAACUGUCUAGCUCGGGGGUUAGCCGAUCAAAAGAACCCAAAUGCUCCGUCGAGAAGCUUCCUACCCCACCACUAAAUCCGUCUCGUCAUUUGCCGGUCAAUGACAAGGUGAAGCCCAUGUUACUGACACCGGUGAAGGAUGCCAAAGCCUCGCUUCCACGACGAAACGACCUUGGGGAAGGCGAAGGAAGGACACCGGUGAACCCGACCACCAAACGCCAUUCUAUCGACCCCGGCACCAGGGGAUCUCCAUCUCAGUUGGACGGUCGUUCUCGAAACACUGAUCGUGAUCGACGGGCUUGGCGGGACGAGUUCCAACGAUUCACCAACAUUGGCCGAGAACUAAAGCAUGCUGCAGUCCGGUACAAUGCCAAGCCUGAUUCGUCCAGCGCCGAUGAAAAGUUAGCAGCCGUGACCGCCAUCGAGGCUAUCAUGGGUUUCAUUGUUGCAUUCGUGGCGGAUGAUCAAUGUAAGGUUCAUACCCGGCAAGUCGGGGAUUCCUCGACCUGGCAAUCUAUCUUGGCAUACUGGCAGGUCGUGAGGAAGAACAGUACCUCAUAUCCAGUACUGCACGGCCUCUGUCUGCUCUUGGGCGCUGUAUCCUAUGGAGCUAUUCAUUCCCUGGACCUUGAACGCCUCGCCGUCAGCCCUUUACCGGGCGAACAUACACCGGUGCCGACGCCCGGGAGUGAUGGAAAUACCGUCCUGUCCGAUGAAAACAAGAAAAGCCGGAAAGAAUUCCUCGAGCUGAAGAAUCGGCUCCCUGAAUGUUGGAAAGAAUCACAGAAACUGUGGCUAGAGGGCACUCGCAGUCUCUCCGAGGAUGUGUUGAGCACAGAGUUCCCCAAUACCUGGUCUUUGCGGUCUCAUAACCAUGGUGAACGAGGCAAAGCCACUCCCAGACCUGGGGAUUAUGCCGGUGAUUACUUCCUUCCAUUAGGAGGGACCACUUCGCCUAUCGAGGUGGUUCGCUUUGGUUGGUCUCUUCUCCAAGAGUGGUGCACACAUGAGAAGGUGGAGUGGAAUGGUCGCUUGGGUCUUUAG
Penicillium longicatenatum is the source of this 2280-nucleotide messenger RNA. RefSeq lists its product as uncharacterized. The transcript has a single exon. The coding region runs from base 1 to 2280 and encodes 759 amino acids. The record is from RefSeq and is a predicted model, not a curated record. NCBI's taxonomy places the organism in Eukaryota, Fungi, Ascomycota, Eurotiomycetes, Eurotiales, Aspergillaceae.